Molecule: messenger RNA, 435 nt
Organism: Striga asiatica
Lineage: Eukaryota; Viridiplantae; Streptophyta; Magnoliopsida; Lamiales; Orobanchaceae
Source: the annotation of a GenBank genome assembly
AUGCCACAGGGAGCAGGUCUUACGGAAUUUCGCGGACGGGGGCCCGAUGGCGAGAGCUCGGCCUUCGCUGGGCUCGACACGCCGUGCCGCCGCUGGGACGACGGGUACGAGGCUGUCGGGUACAGCAUCACAUACCCACGGCACAUGGAGGCGCCUGAUUUUUACGAAUUGCAUUUUCCCGCUGCCAAGGGUAAAAUUUUUCGACGUACUGAGGCGGGCUGGGGUCGCAAUGGGCGCCGCGUAGCUGAGAACGUCGGCGACUACCAUGGUCGCGCCGCUUGGAGGGACAAAGAAACCCUAGGUGAAUUCCGGCCACGCAAACAACGGAGGCCUUACGGAGGUCGUGAGGCGGCAUGGGCAGUUGACGGUCGACGCCGCGGAAGGAUGGUCCGUUGGUCCUGGGCGCAACCGUCGCUGGACCGGUGCCGGAAUUGA